Molecule: messenger RNA, 5651 nt
Organism: Lampris incognitus (smalleye Pacific opah)
Lineage: Eukaryota; Metazoa; Chordata; Actinopteri; Lampriformes; Lampridae
Gene: asap2a
Product: ArfGAP with SH3 domain, ankyrin repeat and PH domain 2a
Exons: 28
Coding region: 276-3233 (985 amino acids)
Biological process (GO): positive regulation of GTPase activity
Cellular component (GO): cytoplasm
Molecular function (GO): protein binding; GTPase activator activity
Source: RefSeq, a predicted model, not a curated record
GAAAGAAAAAGGAUACGUCCGUCACCUUUCAGCGCGGCCAGCCGUAGAGAGUGAGCGCUCAUAAACGGCAGCGGUGAAAUACCUAAGCGGCGUGCACCGUGGAUCUGCGCUGGGAGCGAACCAGGGGAAUGACAUCAACGCUCCCAGAUAUGGUUUACUCACAAGACUCUGUCGAGUUGUGAACUUUGCCGGUGUAUCCCUAAACUGUAGAACCGCGUGGAUUAAGAAAAUAGCUUCGUUUUGUUUUUUCCUUUUUCAAAAGGGAGGGGAUAAUUAUGCCGGACCAAAUUACGGUUUCAGAGUUCGUGGCUGAGACUAAUGAAGAUUACAAAGCGCCGACUGCUUCCAACUUCACCACCAGAAUGUCCCACUGUAGGAAUACCGUGGCUGCUUUGGAGGAGGCGCUGGAUGUGGACCGCAGUGUUUUGUACAAAAUGAAGAAGUCUGUGAAGGCCAUCUACACAUCUGGUCUGGCCCACGUGGAGAAUGAGGAGCAGUACACACAGGCACUGGAAAAGUUUGGGGAGAACUGUGUGUACAGAGAUGAUCCUGACCUGGGAUCUGCUUUCCUCAAGUUCUCUGUUUUCACCAAGGAGCUAACUGCACUCUUCAAAAACCUGUUCCAGAACAUGAACAACAUCAUCACCUUUCCUUUGGACAGCCUGCUGAAAGGAGACCUGAAGGGAGUCAAGGGGGACCUGAAAAAGCCCUUUGAUAAAGCCUGGAAGGACUACGAAACAAAAGUCACCAAGAUAGAGAAGGAGAAGAAGGAGCAUGCGAGGCAGCAUGGGAUGAUCAGGACAGAGAUCAGCGGGGCAGAGAUCGCUGAGGAGAUGGAGAAGGAGAGGAGGUUCUUCCAGCUACAGAUGUGUGAGUAUCUCCUCAAAGUGAAUGAGAUCAAGAUCAAGAAGGGGGUGGACCUGCUGCAGAACCUCAUCAAGUACUUCCAUGCACAGUGCAAUUUCUUUCAGGAUGGUCUUAAGGCAGUGGACAAUCUAAAGCCUUCCAUAGAGAAACUGGCCACAGAUCUGCACACGAUAAAACAGGUGCAGGAUGAGGAAAGGAAGCAGCUCACUCAACUACGAGAUGUCCUCAAGUCAGCGCUACAAGUGGAACAGAAAGAGGAUUCCCAGGUGCGGCAGAGCGCCACCUACAGCCUACACCAACCCCAAGGCAACAAAGAGCAUGGCACAGAGCGCAGCGGGCACCUGUACAAGAAAAGUGAUGGGCUGAGGAAAGUGUGGCAGAAGAGGAAGUGCACAGUCAAGAAUGGAUACCUCACCAUUUCCCAUGGAACAGCUAACCGGCCACCAGCUAAACUCAACCUGCUCACCUGCCAGGUGAAGCACAAUCCUGAAGAAAAGAAGAGCUUCGACCUCAUAUCCCAUGACAGAACAUAUCACUUUCAGGCUGAGGACGACCCAGACUGUCAGAUUUGGAUCUCAGUGUUGCAGAACAGUAAGGAGGAGGCAUUGAAUCAGGCCUUUAAAGGGGACCAGCAUGUGGGGGAGAACAACAUUGUGCAGGAGCUGACCAAGGCCAUCUUGGCAGAGGUCAAGAGGAUGACUGGCAAUGACGUCUGUUGUGACUGUGGAGCGCCCAAUCCUACAUGGCUGUCCACCAAUCUGGGCAUCCUGACCUGCAUAGAGUGCUCUGGGAUCCACAGAGAAUUGGGGGUCCAUUACUCCAGGAUCCAGUCUCUCACCCUGGAUGUACUCAGCACCUCUGAGCUCUUGCUGGCCAAGAAUGUAGGGAAUGCGGGAUUUAAUGAAAUCAUGGAGGCUUGUCUAACUACUGAAGAUGUGGUCAAACCCAACCCUGCCAGUGACAUGCAGGCAAGGAAAGACUUCAUCACAGCCAAAUACACCGAGAAGCGUUUUGCCAGGAGGAAGUGUCCGGACGCAGGUUCCAAGCUCCACACGCUGUGCGACGCUGUGAAGGCCAGGGACAUCUUCUCCCUCAUCCAAGUCUAUGCCGAGGGAGUUGACCUCAUGGAGCCCAUACCGCUAGCCAAUGGACAUGAACAUGGAGAGACGGCUCUUCAUCUGGCAGUCAGACUUGUGGACCGAACUUCUCUACACAUUGUAGACUUCUUAACACAGAACAGUGUGAAUCUGGACAAGCAGACAGCCAAAGGCAGCACGGCGCUGCACUACUGCUGCCUGACCGACAACAGCGAGUGUUUGAAACUGCUGCUCCGGGGCAAGGCUUCCAUAGAUAUAGCGAAUGAGUCUGGCGAGACGCCGCUGGACAUUGCUAGGAGACUGAAACAUGUACAGUGUGAGGAGCUGCUGAACCAGGCGCUGGCAGGGAAGUUCAAUGCCCACGUCCACGUCGAGUAUGAAUGGUGUCUGCAGCAUGAGGACCUGGAUGAGAGCGAUGAAGAUCUGGAUGAAAAGCCCAGCCCUCACAGGAGAGAUGAGCGGCCUGUCAGCUGUUACACCCCAGGAAGUAACUCCCACCACCAGCCUAGUCCUGCCUCUCUGGCGAAGGACAAACAGCGUGUCUAUAUGCCCAGCUUGGUCAACAACGAGACCUACGGCACCAUCCUCAAUACUACCCCGCCAACAGGCCAGCCCGGCAUGCCUACCACUACUUCCGCACCGCCCCUGCCCCCAAGGAAUUUAGUCCAGUUAUCCGGUCUGGGCGGGAUGGGUCAGUCUUCGUCGUCUCCUAGCUGGAAACCUGGUUCUUUAGACUUGGUGGGUCGACAGAGGUCGUCCUCUGAUCCCCCCAACAUGCACCCCCCGGUACCCCCUAUGAGACUCACCUCAACUGGAGGUCUGGCCCCUCCACCUGUGGCAAAGACAGUCAGUGUAUUGGAGGCUAUGAGCAUCCAGCCCAAAACCGGCCAGGGACUGCCUGCGUCCAGGGCAGUACCGCCCAAGUCUCCUGCAGGCAAUGACAAGAGCUUCAGCAGAGGACUUUUAAAUCGCACAGGGUCCAUUGAAAGGCCAGCUAAGGAAGUGCCGGGAUGUCCCCAGAACUCAGUAGGUCAAUCUCUGCCUCCGGCCCCGAUGCCGAGGAAGGCUUAUCCCAAGCAAAGGCCGAAGCGUGUAAAAGCCAUCUACAACUGUGUAGCCGACAACCCGGACGAGCUGACCUUCACGGAAGGGGAGGUGAUUGUGGUGGAUGGAGAAGAGGACCAGGAGUGGUGGCUGGGCCACAUUGAAGGUGAUCCAAUGAGAAGAGGAGCCUUCCCCGUUACCUUUGUACACUUCAUCGUUGACUGACAGGUCAGAGGAAUUAACGGAGGAUGUGGGAGAAACUCGCCCAGUUUCCUGUCUGUCGGUGUGUGAGGCACUGCCAACGAACAUCGUCGCUGUCAUUGUAAUAGAUUAUAAAGUUUUUUGGCGUCAUCAGCAAGCUUGUUAAGGUGAGGUUCUACUACCCAAGUGUCCCAACCAUCACAUCACCCCAGUUACAACUCGAUAUGGAUGAUUUGCUGACAUCAGUAACGGAACCUACUCCAGGAAGUCUUGGCCCCACUGACUCAUGGGAUUGUAUGGGUUCUGACAAGGACUAUCGCAUUCAAAUGUGAUGAUUGUAGUGAAUAACCUCUUGCAAUAAAUGCACUUUCCAUGUCUUCAUCCUGAUUACAAAAUAAGUUGACAUAUUUGACAAAAUGAAGGUUCUACUCAACAGUGUUUUGUUCCGCCAUUUUCUGAUCGGGUGCAUCAUGCAGAAAGUUCUUAAAGUGAAAGUACAAACAUGACUACAGCAAUGUAUUUUGACUCAAUAACUGUAAAUGUGAAUAUAGUCAACAUGCUUACAUUCCACUUCCACGCAUGAACCUGUUAAAACGCUUAGCCGCUCAUAGAUGAACAGUAUGACCUAUUUAGAUGGCCUUCCAUGUGGAGGUACUAGAUAUUUCCUAAUGGUGCUAGCCCAGGUUUAAGCUAGAAUCUGUCCUGGAGGGAGAGCGUCCCUGUCCCCAUUUCAAAGACAGACCAACAUUCGAAGGGGGAUGCUGCGUAUAUAAAUAGCCUUCCACUCAUCACAACUGGGAGAGCCCACUAAAAUCUAGCUUGUGUGUGUGUGUGUGUGUGUGUAUGUGUGAGAGAGAGAGAGAGAGAGGGAGAGAGAGAGAGAGAGAGAGAGACUGACUGACUGACUGACUGACUGCUAAUGAACCCAAUGUCACAUCUGCCAUGAAUCCUCUGACCUGUCAUCCCUCUCUGCUGCAUCAUUCCGCUGUCAUUUUUGUACCACACACUCUAGUCCUGUCCAUACUAUUUUUGUGCUCGAGAUAACAUUGAAUGGUAGCAGGGAGUAGCUUCUCUUUUACUAUAUUAGGUCAGUUAAUGACAGGCUGAAGGUGUAGCAGUCAGGGUUGUCUGCCUCUUACCUCCGCCUGCCGACACGUUCCAAUCAUCCGCCUUACUCGUUUAGCAGGAGAUAGUGUGUGUAUGUGUCUGUCCUGUCUAUGAAGCAUGAGUUUAGCAUUGAAUAAAACUGAAAUAAGAUUUAAGAAAGGAUUACUUUUUUUUUUUUUGUGAAACGUACAGAAACCAGCUCAGUGAGUUUCGGGGUUUCAACGUGUUGCCUUUGAGUCUACAUACAGGCAGAUUAGUUUAUUGGGCUAUUUCACAACAUAAAAGGGCACAGUUUCACUUUAAUCCUCUUUCCUUCUGUAUAAUCAAGGCAUCUCAACUGUCUCCAUAUCAUGGACCCCCAAGCAGCCAUGCAUUAGGGAAUACAAAAAUUUGUCCUCGGGACCCCCAUAUGGAAAUUAUUGUCAUAUUUUUGUUGUGAUCGACUUAAUAUUUAAGCUGUUAAACUGUCUACACUGCUGACUCUUGUAAAUUCUUCUGCAUUAUCUAAUUUGGAUCAUGUUUAUGAAACUCCUCAUUUUGCUGGGGCUCCCUGGUAUCCCAUCGGUGACCCCAGAGGGCCCCCCAGACCAAGCUUUUGAGAACCACUCCUCUAUAAGACCAUGCAUAGGGAGGGGCACACCCUUCCUGCAGCCUCAGUCUGUACUGCGUGUGCAGACCUCUGAUGUCCCCUAUUUUAAAAAGAUGAGUCUGUCUAUAGUGCUAUUAAAAGAAUAUUCUUACAGAGCUUUCUAUGUAAUUAACUCAAUUGCAGUUGCAGAGCAACUCUAUCUUCCUGUUGAUAUAUAUACACACACAUACAUACAUACAUAUAUACUUGUGUAUGUCUGUGUAUGUAUGUUGAUACUUAGACAUUUAACAUGGAACAAGAGCCUUCCAUGGAGUUGUGAAUGAUUAGGAGAUGCAUGUGAAUCAUACCCGACUCCCUCUUCAUUAUUAUUAACCCACUGGAAAUAGAAAGGUUUAAAAAAUCUAUACAUGUAAAUAGAUUUGAAUUUGUUUUAUGUUUGUUAAUAUUUAAAUGUAAAAAAAAAGGAGAGUCACUCUUGGCAGUAAAUGUCUUAAUGCACUGUGGUGAUGAGCAGUUACCAGAUAUGACCUCAGCUGGGCACACGCAUUUGUGUGUUUCUGUGUGUGUGUGUGAGUGUGCAUGCAUGUGUGCGUGUAUGUGUGUGUGUGUGUGUGUGCGUGCUGAAAACAAAAAGGCCUAUACAUACAACUGGGAGAGAUUACUGAGCUCUUCUUGGCUGUGGAUCACUGCAUUGACUUAACUCUGUUGUGCAAAUAAAUGGGAAAUUGAAACUGGAAUAAAAAAAA